Molecule: messenger RNA, 960 nt
Organism: Botrytis deweyae
Lineage: Eukaryota; Fungi; Ascomycota; Leotiomycetes; Helotiales; Sclerotiniaceae
Exons: 4
Coding region: 1-960 (319 amino acids)
Cellular component (GO): cytoplasm
Molecular function (GO): oxidoreductase activity, acting on the CH-OH group of donors, NAD or NADP as acceptor
Source: RefSeq, a predicted model, not a curated record
AUGGAUCUUGAAGUCGAGGGAAAAGUAGCCAUCGUCACCGGCGCGGGUUCAGGAAUAAAUCUCGCAUUCGCGACUCUCCUCCUCUCAAAAGGUUGCAAUGUGGUUAUAGCCGAUCUCUCCCUCCAACCCGCCGCAACCCAACUCCUCACCACCUACACCUCCACUUCCCCAGAUUCCUCAUCCCCCGGUACCCCCACACCCCCACAAUGUCUGUACCACUCCACCGACGUCACAUCUUGGCCUGCGCUCACCUCCCUCUUCGAAUCCACCCUCUCCCAUUUCCCAGCAGGAAUAGACAUCCUCGUCCCCGGCGCCGGACUCUUCGAUCCCCUCUUCUCCAACUUCUACAAUCCCCCUGGUACCCCCCUCUCCCAAGAUACCCACCAUCUCCACCCCCCUCCCUCUCUCGAGAAACCCCUCCAAGGAAAUCAAUCAAACAUCACAUCUCCCAACGUCAACCCCUUCCCCGGCUCCUUCCACACCCUCAACGUAAACAUCACGCAUCCAAUCCGUCUCACGCAAAUGGGCGUCGAGUAUUGGACUUCGUCCCGCAGAAGCGGAAGAGUCAUUUGUGUGGGGAGUGUAGCCGGGCAAAUAGGAGUCAUGGAAACUCCGCUGUAUCACGCGAGCAAAUUUGCGAUUACGGGGUUUGUGAGGAGUGUGGCGGGGUUGGAGGAGUUGGGGAUUAGGGUCACGGCGAUUGCGCCGGCGCUUGUGCAGACACCAAUCUGGUCUCAUCAACCCGACAAAAUGACCAUGUUAACCUCGGAUCAAAGAUGGAUUCCCGCUGAAGCCGUCGCAGAAGCUAUGUUAGAACUACUUACUCGUGCAGAAUAUGUGGGCGGAACGAUUUUGGAGGAUGAAGGACCGACGUUUGAGCCGGGGUAUAUGAUUGGGAAUUUGCAGGGGUAUAAGGAGGAGAUUUAUCAGAAAUUGAGGGAGGGGAAGAUGGGGAUGUGA